This is a messenger RNA of Orcinus orca (killer whale), 7495 nucleotides long. RefSeq names its product protein phosphatase 1 regulatory subunit 12A (gene PPP1R12A). The transcript has 19 exons. Gene Ontology annotation, biological process: signal transduction. Gene Ontology annotation, molecular function: phosphatase regulator activity; enzyme inhibitor activity; protein kinase binding. The record is from RefSeq and is a predicted model, not a curated record. Lineage: Eukaryota; Metazoa; Chordata; Mammalia; Artiodactyla; Delphinidae. Gene Ontology annotation, cellular component: Z disc; cytoplasm; A band. Bases 266 to 2959 code for a protein of 897 amino acids.
AGUUACGUUAGAUUGGCCGCCGGUGACGGGUGGCCGGGCGGGGGGCGGGAGGGCUUCUGAAGUAGGAAGGGAGGUCCGUUCGGCCGGGCGCGCCGCCCCAGUGCUCUGUGGGAUACUGGAAGUCUCGAGCGUCUCCUCCCGGUUCCCAGCCCUCUUCUGGCCAGCACUCAUAGAAACAGUCACACACCCCCUGCCUCCCCUCUCUUCCCUCUCCGCCUCCCCUUUCCCCCCCUCGCGAUAAGAAGACCCGGCGGCAGGAGAGGGGAUGAAGAUGGCGGACGCGAAGCAGAAGCGGAACGAGCAGCUGAAGCGCUGGAUCGGCUCCGAGACGGACCUCGAGCCUCCCGUGGUGAAGCGCCAGAAGACCAAGGUGAAGUUCGAUGAUGGCGCCGUCUUCCUGGCUGCUUGCUCCAGCGGCGACACGGACGAGGUCCUCAAGCUGCUGCACCGCGGCGCUGAUAUCAAUUACGCCAAUGUGGACGGACUCACUGCCCUGCACCAGGCUUGCAUUGAUGACAAUGUUGAUAUGGUGAAGUUUCUGGUAGAAAAUGGAGCAAAUAUUAAUCAACCUGAUAAUGAAGGCUGGAUACCACUACAUGCAGCUGCUUCUUGUGGAUAUCUUGAUAUUGCAGAGUUUUUGAUUGGUCAGGGAGCACAUGUAGGAGCUGUCAACAGUGAAGGAGACACACCUUUAGAUAUUGCUGAGGAGGAGGCAAUGGAAGAGCUACUUCAAAAUGAAGUUAAUCGGCAAGGGGUUGAUAUAGAAGCAGCUCGAAAAGAAGAAGAACGAAUAAUGCUUAGAGAUGCAAGACAAUGGCUAAAUAGUGGCCAUAUAAAUGAUGUCCGGCAUGCAAAAUCUGGAGGUACAGCACUUCAUGUUGCAGCCGCUAAAGGCUAUACAGAAGUUUUAAAACUUUUAAUACAGGCGGGCUAUGAUGUUAAUAUUAAAGAUUAUGAUGGCUGGACACCUCUUCAUGCUGCAGCUCAUUGGGGUAAAGAAGAAGCAUGUCGAAUUUUAGUGGACAGUCUGUGUGAUAUGGAGAUGGUCAACAAAGUGGGCCAGACAGCCUUUGAUGUAGCAGAUGAAGACAUUUUAGGAUAUUUAGAAGAGUUGCAAAAGAAACAAAAUCUGCUCCAUAGUGAAAAACGGGAGAAGAAGUCUCCACUGAUUGAAUCAACAGCCAAUAUGGACAAUAAUCAAUCACAGAAAACCUUUAAAAAGCUUUUUUCCUUUCACAGCAAAGAGACAUUGAUUAUUGAGCCUGAGAAAAAUGCAUCCCGUAUUGAAUCUCUGGAACAAGAAAAGGUUGAUGAUGAAGAAGAAGGAAAAAAAGAUGAAUCUAGUUGCUCUAGUGAAGAAGAUGAGGAAGAUGACUCAGAAUCAGAAGCUGAAACAGAUAAGACAAAAUCCAUGGCUUCUGUAACUAAUGCCAAUACUUCUAGUACUCAAGCAGCUCCUGUAGCUGUUACAACACCUACUGUGUCAUCUGGUCAGGCAACACCUACAUCACCUAUUAAAAAGUUUCCAACUUCAGCUACAAAAAUUUCUCCCAAAGAAGAAGAGAGAAAAGAUGAGUCUCCUGCAUCUUGGAGGUUAGGACUUAGAAAGACUGGUAGUUAUGGCGCACUUGCAGAAAUCACAGCAUCUAAAGAGGCUCAGAAAGAAAAAGACACUGCAGGUGUUAUGCGUUCAGCUUCAAGUCCCAGACUUUCCUCCUCUUUGGAUAAUAAAGAAAAGGAGAAAGAUAGUAAAGGAACUAGGCUUGCAUAUGUUGCACCUACAAUACCAAGACGACUAGCCAGUACAUCUGACAUUGAAGAGAAAGAAAACAGAGAUUCUUCAAGUUUGCGAACAAGUAGUUCAUAUACAAGAAGAAAAUGGGAAGAUGAUCUCAAAAAGAAUAGCUCAAUUAAUGAAGGAUCAGCUUAUCAUAAAAGUUGCUCCUUUGGUAGAAGACAAGAUGAUUUGAUUAGUUCUAGUGUUCCAAGCACCACAUCAACACCAACAGUUACCUCUGCAGCUGGGCUUCAGAAAAGCCUGCUUUCCAGCACAAGCACUACUACAAAGAUUACAACGGGUUCUUCCUCAGCAGGCACACAAAGCAGUACCUCAAAUCGUUUGUGGGCUGAGGAUAGUACUGAAAAAGAAAAGGACAGUGUUCCUACGGCAGUGACCAUUCCUGUUGCUCCAACUGUUGUAAAUGCUGCAGCCUCUACCACAACCCUGACUACAACUACUGCUGGCACUGUCUCCUCCACUUCAGAGGUCAGGGAGAGACGCAGAUCAUACCUCACUCCUGUUAGAGAUGAAGAGUCUGAAUCCCAAAGAAAAGCAAGAUCUAGACAAGCAAGACAGUCUAGAAGAUCAACACAGGGGGUGACAUUGACUGAUCUUCAGGAAGCUGAGAAAACGAUAGGAAGGAGUCGUUCUACCCGAACCAGAGAACAAGAAAAUGAAGAAAAAGAAAAAGAAGAAAAAGAAAAACAGGAUAAAGAGAAGCAAGAAGAAAAGAAGGAGUCAGAAACAUCUAGAGAAGAUGAAUAUAAACAAAAGUACUCCAGAACAUAUGAUGAGACUUAUCAACGCUACAGACCAGUAUCAACUUCAAGUUCAACCACUCCAUCCUCUUCACUUUCUACCAUGAGCAGUUCACUCUAUGCUUCAAGUCAACUAAACAGGCCAAAUAGUCUUGUAGGUAUAACUUCUGCUUACUCCAGAGGAUUAACAAAGGAAAAUGAAAGAGAGGGAGAAAAGAGAGAAGAAGAAAAAGAGGGAGAAGAUAAAUCACAACCUAAAUCAAUCAGAGAACGACGACGACCAAGAGAGAAAAGAAGAUCUACAGGAGUUUCAUUCUGGACACAAGAUAGUGAUGAAAAUGAACAAGAACAACAAUCUGAUACAGAAGAGGGAUCCAAUAAGAAAGAAACUCAGGUAAAUAACAUUAUUUUUUGUAUUUAGAAGUAUUCGUAUUUUUUAAGGGUUACUUUUUACUUGUGUUUAUAUUUAUUCAUGUCAGACAGUUACUGCACACUGUACCUGCCUGCUGGGGGUAGACCAUCAGUGGUUUUCUGGAAUCAGGCGUGGAGGGACUGGAAAGGGGCACAAAGAGUAUUUUAGAGACAUUGGGAAUUGUUCUAGAUCUUGAUUGUAGAGGUAUUUUUUUGGAUAUACACAACUGUCAAAACUCAUCAAACUGUGUUCUCUAAGUGGAUGUAGUUUAUUGUAUGAACCUUCAAAGUUGAAAAGAAAUAUGUAAAUUAACCUUCAAAGUUGAAAAGAAAAAACAAAGAAGAGAAUACAGUUUUCCACUGCUGUCCAAAAGUAGAGUGUUCCAUAAUCUUCAGUAAGCCACAUAAAGUGAAGAGGGAAUUACCUUAGGACACAUCUUGCUACCGGAUGCAAGAGAUAAAUUGAGAUAAAUCGCGGUGCUCAAAGACACAGUCCAAAGCUGUGGCAGCUUAAACUGAGUGUAGUUCCCAGGGAAGGAGCUUGGCGGUGUCUCUUUUGCUGCUGAGGGUGUGCUGCCUCUAUAAUGGCUCGCUGUAAAACAUGUUGAGUACUGUUUGCACUUUUUGCCUUUUUUCGUAAAAGCAAAGUGGCGUAAACAAACUUUUGAAAAGCAGGGGCUACCUGUAAUAACCUUUGACCAAAGAAAAGUAUCUAAAGAAUAUCCAGAAGUAGUGCAUACCUUACCAGAUCCAGACUUUAGUUUUGUAAAUGGCAAAGUUGUAUUCUGGAGAAGAUAAUAGGUCAUUUUAACUUGCUUUACAUUUGUUUAGAAAUGUAGUGUCUCUAAAGGAUUUUACAUUCAUUAUCACAGCUGAUCUUCCUCAAUAAUCUUCAGGAAAAGCCCCCCCACCUCGCCCCCUCAGUAUUGAUGAAGAAACUAAGGCAAGUUUGAAUGACAAGGUUGCAUAGCUAGCAAAUGAUGAAAGUUUCUUCCCACUAGUUUUUUUGCCCCUCUGUUCCCUAUUGUUUGGCUGUGCACAAAGCUGACAUACUUAGAAGAGCUGUAUUCACAUAAGGGUAGAUCUGUACAACAUAAGUUAGUCUUAAUCUUUUAUACUCAGCACUGUCUAGCCUGAAAUCGUAUUCUGAUCAUAUUUUCUUCAUUUUGACUUGGCGUUCCUACAUAAAGCUGUUAAAAUUACUUUCAAUCGCAGGAAUCUACAAUAAUGUGAAGUGCCCAGAAGUUGGUUCUCUGUGCUAGGUGACUCUGGACAUUACUCUUAGGGCCUAUUUUGACCCAAAAGUUACUUUUAUUUUACCUUUAGAUAGCCAGACAGAUUGAGAAAUUAAUUACUAACAAGGGUAAAUUAUUUGCAGGGCAAAAGUUUUGUCAUUUUUAAACCCUUUGCCUAUCAGUUGUCAGCACUCCCCCAUUUCACCUAUGCCUCUUCUUUAUUAUAUUCUGUAAACUUGUCCAUCAUCUUCCUUGCCCAUUGGUACACUAUGAACUCCCAUCUUUCAAGGAAAAACAAUGGACAGGUAAACAAAAGCAAAGGAAUUAGUAAACCAUCUCCAGCUGACCCUUCUCACUGCCAUAUCACCCAGAUCUCCUAUCCCAGCAGGCUGGGAUAGGAGGGGAAAGAUAUUCUGGCUUACAAAGUUUUCUGGCUUACAAAUUUUGAAGCAUAUUGAUAUAUGUUGUAUUUAAGUUUUACUGUUAAAAUUAUACAUGAGAUACAUUAAGGUUGAGUAGAAUAUUGUUUCUAUGAAGAAAUUUUUUCUUAGUUCCAAAGAAUUUAAAUAGUCUUUGUUCAUUUUAAAACUAGAGGAUUGUUUGGAUCUUACUUUGUUCUAGCAUUUUUUUCAGUUACAAGUAAUGCAAAACCCAGCUUAAACUGGAUUAAACAAAGAGAAUUUUUUAUAAUUCAGUUAUAUUACACAACCCUCUAUGUCAGACAAGGCCUACCACUGAUAUAUUGCAGCCGUUUUGCUGCUAAUGUGGGCUACGUACCAUCUCAUCUAAACUUAAUGACUGCUGUACCAUGAGGAAAAGCAAGAGUGGAGGUUAAGACACUAACCCAUAGUGUCUUUACAAUAGACUAGAAAAGUGCUUCCACUAAAUAAGUGUUGCUCUCUUAUGAAAAUUUGUAGCAUCAGCCCUUUUUUUUUCUGUGAAAAAGUAUGAGCAAUACAAUUGUUCGGUGCAUUUUAUCAUUACCUCAGAAGUGUGUUUGAUAAACAAAACUUGUAUUCAGUUUAUAGAAUCCCAGUUCACCAAUUUGAAAAAUGGCUUUGUAGCAUAUACUUUUUCGCUUCAAACUAAAUUGUAAGUUGCCGAAAAGUUGUUAAAUAUUUUGAAUUACCUGUGAAGCUACCUUCAAGAUAUAAAUUAAAAUUAAGGUGAAAUUUGAAUUACUUUAUCAUAAUAUGGUUCAUUCUUUCCAAAAAUGGGGCUUCUGUUGCUUGGGUUAUUAUAAUUUGCUUUCAUUAAACUAUUGGAUGAUAAAACUUUUACCAUGAAAAGAACAUUAGUAAUAAAUCAAAAAUUUAAGUAAGACAGACACCAAGGCGAGAAACUAAAAAGAAAAGAUUAGCAGAUUUGAUUAUUUAAACAUGUAAAGCUAGAAAAUGGCAAAAAAGAUGCCCUUAUUAAAAUUGAGACACAUUUGCUCAGUUAAAAGUAAAUAAGCUGGGGCUUCCCUGGUGGCGCAGUGGUUGAGAGUCCACCUGCCGAUGCAGGGGACAUGGGUUCGUGCCCCGGUCCAGGAAGAUCCCACAUGCCGCGGAGCGGCUGGGCCCAUGAGCCAUGGCCGCUGAGCCUGUGCGUCUGUAGCCUGUGCUCCGCAAUGGGAGAGGCCACAACAGUGAGAGGCCCACGUACCGCAAAAAAAAAAAAAGUAAAUAAGCUGGACUUCCCUGAUGGUGCAGUGGUUAUGAAUCCACCUGCCAAUGCAGGGGAUACGAGUUCGAUCCCUGGUCCAGGAAGAUCCCACAGGCCGUGGAGCAACUAAGCCCAUGCGCCACAACUACUGAGCCUGUGCCCUAGAGCCCGUGAGCCACAACUGCUGAAGCCCGUGCGCCUAGAGCCCAUGCUCCACAACAAAAGAAGCCACCGCAGUGAGAAGCCCACGCACCGCAGCGAAGAGUAGCCCCCACUUGCCGCAACUAGAGGAAGCCUGUGCGCAGCAAUGAAAACCCAAUGCAGCCAUAAAUAAAUAAAUAAAUUUUUAAAAAGUAAAUAAGCUUAGCCCUCUUUUGUAGCACUUAAAAGAUAUUUGUACUAUUUAAAAGACAGUAAAACAGAGGCAGAAUCCAUGAAAUUUAUAAAUGUUACAAAAGAAGAAAUAUAAAUGGCCAGCAAGCUUAAAGUACAUUUACUCUCAUUAAUAACCAAACAAUUAAUACAAAAGUGAAAUUGGCAAAGGUUAAUAAUGCUUAGGUUUGGCGUGAUUAGUAUUGAAAUAGGCAUUUUCAUAUAAGAUUUUGGGAUUAUAAUUAAUAUGUUUUCUUGGGAAAUCAGUUUAGCAGUACAAAUCUGAAGGCUUGAGAAAAAGUUCAUGCCUUUUAGCUUAGCAAUUCCACUUUGAGAAAUAUAUUCCCAAUGAAAUGACUUAAGUUUGGAAAAACAAGUCUAAAGUGUUAACAGCAGCAUGGCUCUUGAAGCAAAAUAUUGAAAACAUCCUCAUUGUCUAUUAGUUGGGAAUAUAUCAGAAUGUAUUUGCAUGGAUAGAUAUUUUAUGUGUUCACAAAGAUAUGUAUACAGAAAAGAUUAACUGUGGUUAUCUAGGGCGUUUGAGAGAUGGGGAAUUAUAGAGGAACUUUUUAUACUGUGGUAUUUUAUAUGAGCUUAUGGUACUGUAAUCAGAAAAACUUAAAGGGCAUUUUUACUUUGGAAAAAUAAUUUUAAAACACAUAGAACCACAAGGACAUUAUGCUAAGUGAAAUAAGCAGGUCACAAGAAACACAUAGUGUAUGAUUCCACUUAAAUGAGGUACCUAGAGUAUUCAAACUCAUGGGUAGCAGAAAGUAGAAUUGUGGUUGCCGGGAGCUAGGGGUAGGAGGAUAUGGGGAUUUGUUUAAUGAGUAUAAAAUCACAGUUUUGCAAGAUGAAAAAAAUUCUAGAGAGCUGUUGCACAACAGUGUGAAUAUUGUCAGCGCUACUGAACUAUACUCUUAAAAGUGGCUUACAUGGUAUGUUUUGUUUUAUGUGCUUUCUACUACAAUUUUUAAAAUAUAAAACAUAACCAAUACUUUAAAAACCAUGCUUUUUAAAGGCAAAGAAAUAGAAUUUGAGUGAUUUCUGUGACUACUUGGAGUUUUUAUUUAUUCUUAAAUUUUAAAUCAGUGAACCAGAGUGCAGACUGUGAGGUGAGAUGUGAUGUUUUCAUUUGAUAUGUAUACAUUUUAUUUCAUGUGUGGCUAGUUUCCUGAAUUUGGAUAAAUAAUAUCUUUUGUUUGUUUCUGCUCUUUUUUUAAAUUGAGAUAUAAUUGACAUAUAACAUUAUAUUAGUUGCACAUGUACAAAGUUGUUAUUUAAUAUUUGUG